CGAUAUGCAAAUAAUCUGCAUCUGAAAUCCCUCUAUCACCAUCUCCUGUUCGCCAUCUCCUGUGCUUUUGUAUUCAGAGAGCCCGGCUAGCCCCGCUUAUCGACCGCGGGAAGCGGGCAGGGGAAUACCUGUCGGAGCAGCAACGAUAACUUAACACUUUCGCCGGUGAACUCUUUUUUUUGACAGGUAUUUGCUACAUACAACAAGAUGGCAUCCGAUACCGAUUCCCUGGUGGACCUUCAGUCCCUCGAAACCGUCUCCGAAUACGAUGGACAUUUGAUGUGCCCUAUCUGCCACUCUCCUUUCGUUCGCCCUAUGCAACUGAGUUGCGAUCAUAUCUUCUGCGAGACCUGCUUAGACACCUGUGCCAGGGCUCUGGACUCUUCGGACAGUAUUGUAUCCUCCCAAUCCCUUCCGGACGACUUCAUUUGUCCGACUUGUCGACUUCCUACCACUUCCCCGCCCAAGAGCGCUCCCAGACUCAUCGUGGCCAUGUGCGACGAAAUACUUGUGAAGUGUCCGUGGAGUGACCACGGAUGUGACGAGAUUAUGCAGCGUGGCUAUGUACGCUCACACUUGGAAAAACAUUGCAAUUACAGACUCGUCUCCUGUCCAGACGAGGAUUGCGACAAGAUGAUCCGUAAGAGAGACAUAAUCCUAGAUGGAUACUGUUUACACGAGCCAGGGACAUGCACAGACUGCGGCGAGGAGGUUAUACAAUUGAUGAUUGCCGAGCACAAGUAUAAAACAUGUCCCAAAGCAGAAGUACGAUGUUCGGGCUGCGAAGCCGUUUUUUUCCGAUGCGACCUAGAGGAGCACAAAAACCGUUGCUUAAAGACUGCUUGCAAAGCGUCAAUUUACGGCUGCCGUGCCAGAUUGCCUAAGUCCGAGAUGGGAACCCACGAACGGGCCUGUCCUCUGGCUAACCUUGGGCCAUACCUUGAAUCCCAAUCAACACGUAUCGCUUCAAUGGAAACCAUGAUCAGGCUGCUCCAACAACGGAAUGAGGUGCUCGAAGAAGGCAUCGCCAGCAUCAGAUCUGCACUCCAGGCAAACAGCCGGCCGUUGGCAGCUGGAGCAGCUACAAGCUCCUCUGAUACUUCGAUUGAAAACCAGCCUACCUCUGCUUCAGAACCGAUGAUUGACACCACAACGCGGGCCCAGUCUUCUACCGCCAAUAAUACAAACACAACAACCUACCUCCUUUCGAUCCAUGAAUCUCUCCGCGGGGAGGUUACCCAACUCGCCGACGCCUUGUCGGCUCUCGACGCCCGCGCAAACAUGACCAUACUGAAUGAGAACCUCCGGCUCCGAGAAGACAUGGCGCACAUAAGCGCCGGUCUCAACACCGUCAGAAUGCAAGUUCACAUGCUCGUUAAUUCAACCUUGCAGCAAGGCCAGCAGCGGAUGAUGGGCAACCGUCCCUCACCAACUCCUGGAAGUAGUGGCGUCAGCGGCUUAAACACACCCGGUCCAUCGACAUCUGCCAGCCAGGGACGAGGGAUUGUGGAGCUGCCAGAGAGAUCAAGAAGACUGAGCGAUAGCCGAGAAGGCACGAAACUCUGAAACCACCCUGGUAGGCAUCCGAGUACAUUUUUAUGUUUUCUCUCCCUCCGUCUUACAGUAUCUUUAAUUUUUCUCCUUCUUGAAACGAUAUCUCUUGCUACUUGUACAGUACGAUUGCCGCCUGAUAUAGGCCAGGUUGAUUUAGCAUUGAAACCGACGAGAGCACGGGAACGCAUGUAUGGACAGCAUUCAUUUACUUUCAUGUACAGGGUACUUUACUUAUUAGCUGUACUCACUUAUCCUGAAG
This is a messenger RNA of Coccidioides posadasii C735 delta SOWgp, 1813 nucleotides long. RefSeq lists its product as uncharacterized. Lineage: Eukaryota; Fungi; Ascomycota; Eurotiomycetes; Onygenales; Onygenaceae. Gene Ontology annotation, molecular function: zinc ion binding. The record is from RefSeq and is a predicted model, not a curated record.